UAGCUUGGAGCAGUUUAUAGCGCACCAAAAUGGAUCUUGAAGGAAAUCGGGAGAUACAGGCUAAGAAAAAUGCUUUAUACUUAGCAGUUAUUUUACUUCUCUGUCUUACCAUAACAGUCGGUUGUUACUUCUUCAUAAAAGACAACGGGAAUGGUCUGUACAUCAAACGUGACGAAUGGACAUCGGUAGUGUCCAUUGGUAGACCAUUUCUGGAUCAUCCAGUAAAAAAAGUUGUUCUAUAUUUUGAACCUGCUUAUCGGUGCGAAACAAGGGAAGAAUGCCUGGACCUUAUGAGAUUUAUUCAAAACACUAACAUGAGGGAAAUGCGGUGGCCGGACAUAGGCCACAGUUUCAUAGUAGGCGGUGAUGGAGAUAUAUAUGAAGGGCGUGGUUGGGAUGUACAACCUAUCGACGCUAAAGGCUAUAUAGCUGAUUGCAUAAGCAUUGUCUUUACCGGUUGGUUUGAAGAUAAAGAGAAAGAAGAGGAACAGGUGAAGGCUGUUAAGAGGCUUUUAAAGGAAGGACUUCAUCUAAAUAAACUACACUCAGAUUACGAAUUUGAAGUUAAGUUCUCCUGUUAUGGAUGUCCUGAAAAUAAUCUUGAUGAGAUGAAAAAGCAUUGGCCAUACUGGUCAAAGCAUCCUGAUAUAUUGCGUAAUUAAAAUGAUGUCUUCUUAUUGCUUAAAUAGUGAACUGAUUAAAUGUUAACCUGCUGAAGCAGAAAAAUAACAA
Messenger RNA from Drosophila eugracilis, 732 nucleotides. Its product is annotated as peptidoglycan-recognition protein LF-like. The coding region runs from base 30 to 662 and encodes 210 amino acids. The record is from RefSeq and is a predicted model, not a curated record. The transcript is spliced from 3 exons. Lineage: Eukaryota; Metazoa; Arthropoda; Insecta; Diptera; Drosophilidae. Gene Ontology annotation, biological process: peptidoglycan catabolic process. Gene Ontology annotation, molecular function: N-acetylmuramoyl-L-alanine amidase activity; zinc ion binding.